AUGGCGAAAUUCGACUUAACGUCUCGCAUAGGUCAAUACUUGGACCGCCACUUGGUGUUUCCUCUGCUGGAAUUUCUGUCGGCGAAGCAGAUUUACGACGAGGAUGAGCUGUUACAUGCGAAACUCGACAUUCUCAGCAAGACGAAUAUGAUUGACUACACCAUCGACAUCAGGAAACAGCUUUAUCCCAAUGUAGAAGUACCGGAGGAAAUAAAAUCCAGACGUGCUGAUGUAUUACAAGAGCUUGGUGUACUCCAAAAUAAUGUUUCAGUAGUGCUUGCUCUUAUGAAUAAUGAGGAAGUUAUGAAGAAAAUGGAAAACAUGCGUGAUUCAAAAGCGCUUAAUAAUUAUCUUACUCAAGAAUCAGAUUUUAGGGUAGAAAUGAUGGACAGCUUUGUGAAGCUGGCAAAGUAUCGCUAUGAAUGUGGUAAUUAUUCUGUUUCUACAUCAUAUUUAUAUUUCUAUAUGCUGAUUAUGCCCCCUACUGAUAAGAACUAUUUAAAUGUUUUAUGGGGAAAAUUGGCAUCAGAGAUUCUUGUACAAAAUUGGGAAACAGCAUUGGAGGACGUGAAUAAGUUGCGAGAAUAUAUUGACAGUAAUGUUAUUGGCAAUUCGCUGCAAGUAUUACAGCAACGCACAUGGCUCAUUCACUGGAGUUUAUUUGUGUUCUUUAAUCAUGUAAAGGGAAGAGAUCUCAUUAUUGAGAUGUUCCUCUAUCGGCCACAUUAUUUAAAUGCUAUUCAAACAAUGUGCCCGCAUAUACUUCGUUACUUGGCUGCAGCAGUUAUUGUCAAUCGUUCUAGGCGGUCUAUUCUGAAGGAUCUCGUAAAAGUAAUACAACAGGAAUCUUAUACCUAUCGAGAUCCCAUCACAGAAUUUUUGGAACAUUUGUAUGUUAAUUUUGACUUUGAUGGAGCUCGACAGAAGUUGCAAGAGUGCCAGACUGUCGUCUUUAACGAUUUCUUUCUAAUCGCUCUAUUGAAUGAAUUUGUGGAAAAUGCACGGUUGAUGAUUUUCGAAACAUUCUGCAGAAUUCAUCAAUGCAUUAGUAUCCAGAUGCUUGCGGAGAAACUAAAUAUGAAGGCGGAUGUUGCGGAGUGCUGGAUUGUGAACUUAAUUCGCAAUGCACGUUUAGAUGCCAAGAUUGACAGCAAGUUGGGACAUGUAGUAAUGGGAGGACAGCCAGCGUCUCCAUAUCAACAAUUGGUUGAGAAGAUCGAGACAUUGAGUGUACGAAGCGAGGCAUUAGAGAAUCUAAUUGAGAGAAAACUAAAAGCGAAAAAUCAAGAUCCAGUAAGUAUAGUGUGGAACUAACAGAGUAUCACUCGUGGAACUUGGAUUUCUGACAACUCGAUACAACGUGGAGGAAUAGUGCCCAAAAAAGAUAUUCCACCUCUGAUUAUUAACAGUAAUCAGGCUUCCAAAUGUAAAGAAAUACUGCAUAAGUGACAUCAUGAAUCAGAUGUACUUAUUUUUAUUCGCUGUCAGUAUCUUGGAAUUGUCAAACUAUACUAUAAUAAAUAAUGAGCAACCAAUAACAUUUUAUAAGAGAAAACUUCGCAUUUAUUUAUUGUACACUACCGUUUCCGGACAUUGCCGUUUCUCAUUAUUUUAGGUAUAUUUAAAUAAAUAGGUAUUUGAUUAUAUUUCAAAAACAAUGAUUUACGAAUUACGAUUGUAUUAGUUUUGCAGUAUGAUAAAAUCUUUGAUUUAGUUUACAAUCAGUGCUACGGUACAAUAAGUUCAACGAUUUAAAGCAUCAAAAAUUUUACUACGAUGUAUG
Trachymyrmex cornetzi is the source of this 1783-nucleotide messenger RNA. RefSeq names its product eukaryotic translation initiation factor 3 subunit E (gene eIF3e). The transcript is spliced from 9 exons. The record is from RefSeq and is a predicted model, not a curated record. Gene Ontology annotation, cellular component: eukaryotic translation initiation factor 3 complex; cytoplasm. The coding region runs from base 1 to 1314 and encodes 437 amino acids. NCBI's taxonomy places the organism in Eukaryota, Metazoa, Arthropoda, Insecta, Hymenoptera, Formicidae. Gene Ontology annotation, molecular function: translation initiation factor activity.